GUCACCGCCUCUAGUUGACUGGCAAAAAUUUUCUGUGACUUUUACUAUAACCAACAUGGAAAGAAACAUUUUCCUACUGUCAGUCAGUGUUGUGUUGCUUUUAUUGAACAACCUGUCACUUGCCGGUGAAUAUUGUCAGGAUCAGCACAAGGAUUGCGACAACAGUGCUGGCGGAAUAAAACCAAGAAAUUCGCAACAACUUUCGGAUCUGAGCACCGAUUUCGAAGUUGGGUCGCAAAAUUUCUGGACUGACGACUCCCCAUCGCAGACCGGAGUUCGAUGGAAGAUUGAGGACAUUAACUCUUCGUGGGAAUUGGACAAUCCGGCCCCUAAUCCUCCGGCCGGAAGAAAUUACAUACGUGUCGAUCGCGGCGCCACUUUGUCGUUCGGCAUCGCAGUUUUGCGCAGUCCAACAUUACCAAUUCCCGCUUCUAGCAACAACAAUAUUUCCAUAUCUUUUGACUUUUGGAUCCGAUCCAAAUGGCCCCAGUUCACUAAUCUAGAGCUGUAUCUAAAUGAAAACGGAAACGAGAGGCUGCUUGUCAGUUUAUGGAUCUAUUCCGACAUCAACAAUCUAAAUUGGGUUACGUAUCCUGUCAGUUUCUCUCCACUCCGCAGCGGAUCUGAAUUCUCGUUGGCAUUUUACGCGUAUUGCGGCACGGACGUCGUGGAUGCUGUCGCCAUCGACAACAUCCGCUGGACCGAUCCAUCGCAAACGACAAUCGAUAGCACCGUGACGGAAUCGACGACAACGCCGACAGUAGUCCAAGACUGUGGCGGUAACUUUACGGCAACGUUCAACAAUAUUAACUUAACGUCAUCAAGCUAUCCGUAUCUUUACGAAGGAAAUCAAAAUUGUUCCUUCGUCAUCGUUGCGCCAACUCCUCAGGGGAUUGUUCGGCUUAACUUUUAUGACAUUGAUAUACCUUAUCACGACAACCUCAAGGUUUACGACGGAGACACGCCGAAUUCACCAGUGAUAUAUGAAUGGAACGGUGAAACCGAUACAACACAUAGUCAAAUAUUUAAAGCAGUGAUAUUCUGCGAAUCCGGGAAGUGCCUCAUGAAACAACUUUCAGACCAGUCACCGCAAUAUAAUUAUCGUGGUUGGCUUGCAUCUUAUACAGUCUGCGGGGGCUCCUACAUAGCCACAGAGAAACGCACGGCAAUCUCAUCGCCUAAUUAUCCAAACUUUUACUAUAAUUCGGAAGUUUGCUACUACAACAUCACCACUCUCUCGCCAACUGGGAAAAUCACAUUACAAAUCAUUGAUAUCAGCAUGGAGCCUUAUUAUGACUCGCUAUGGGUUAUCGAUGGAAUGACAACGGAAUCGCCUACCUUGUUUAUUGGCAGUCAACUUCCAGCUGUUCCGUAUUUUGUGAAUUCCAGCGGUCCCGGAAUCUUGAUACGACACCGAUCCGACUUUUCAUGGGGUGUUCCGAAACCGUUUAAGGGCUGGUUAGCAACUUUUGAAGAAAUUGUUGAUUAG
This is a messenger RNA of Daphnia pulicaria, 1489 nucleotides long. Its product is annotated as CUB and sushi domain-containing protein 1-like. Gene Ontology annotation, cellular component: membrane. The record is from RefSeq and is a predicted model, not a curated record. The coding region runs from base 56 to 1489 and encodes 477 amino acids. The transcript is spliced from 7 exons. NCBI's taxonomy places the organism in Eukaryota, Metazoa, Arthropoda, Branchiopoda, Diplostraca, Daphniidae.